Drosophila santomea is the source of this 2627-nucleotide messenger RNA. RefSeq names its product diacylglycerol O-acyltransferase 2. The coding region runs from base 72 to 1121 and encodes 349 amino acids. Gene Ontology annotation, molecular function: diacylglycerol O-acyltransferase activity. The transcript is spliced from 6 exons. Gene Ontology annotation, cellular component: endoplasmic reticulum membrane. Gene Ontology annotation, biological process: triglyceride biosynthetic process. NCBI's taxonomy places the organism in Eukaryota, Metazoa, Arthropoda, Insecta, Diptera, Drosophilidae. The record is from RefSeq and is a predicted model, not a curated record.
ACCCGAUCGCUCAGUCGCUGGAAAAUCGUCGAAAUAGUCGCUUCUUGUGUUGAAGAUCGGUUGAAUUGAACAUGAACAUCGAAUGGGCUCCUCUCCGAGUUCCGAUGAACCGGCGGCUGCAGACCCUGGUUACGGCGUUCUUUACCUACACUUUCUUCACGCUGCCCAUCUCAUCCUGCCUCGCAGUUGCUAUCCUGCUGUAUUACGGCGAAAUGUUCGUGCGUAGUCUACUUCUUAUUUAUUUUGUAAUAAUUUAUUUGGAUUAUAAAAGAAACUACGGCAUUAUGGAAGGUAAUGGCUGGUUAUUCUACCGCGGCAUUCGGAGAUAUCGAGACUAUUUCCCCGUCGAACUUGUGAAAACCGCUGAGCUGCCUCCCAACAAAAACUAUAUCAUAGCAAGCUUUCCACACGGAAUACUUGGAACUGGGACUUGUAUUAACAUGAGCCUGGACAUCGGGAACUGGCUAUCCCAGUUUCCACAAGUUCGACCCAAGAUCGCCACCCUUGAUCAUCACUUCAAGACGCCUUUUCUGCGGGACAUAUUGCGCUGGUGGGGUAUGGUAUCGGUUUCCAAGGAGUCUCUGGCCUAUUUACUCAGCAAGUCAAAUGAUCCGAAGCACAAGGACAACCGGGAUGGUUUCACAUCUAAUGCGGUGGCCGUACUUGUUGGUGGUGCCAAAGAAGCCAUGGACUCUCAUCCUGGGCAGUACAUUUUAACCCUCAAGAAUAGGAAGGGUUUCGUUAAAAUGGCCACUCGCACUGGAUCGUCGAUUGUGCCCUCGUUGUCCUUUGGCGAGGUGGACAUAUUUGAUCAGGUGUCAAAUCCUCCGGAUUCCUCGCUCCGUCGGUUCCAGAAUGUGGUCAAGAAAUUCACAGGCAUUUCACCGCUUCUUCCCAAAGGUCGGGGUAUCUUCAACUACAACUAUGGCAUACUGCCCCAUCGCCGACGUAUUGUCCAAGUUGUUGGGUCCCCCAUCGAUGUGGCAAAAUGUGAUACUCCCGAUCCCGAAUAUGUGGACAAGAUUCAUGGGCAGGUGAUGAGAGCGCUGGAGAAGAUGUUCGAUGAAUACAAAGAGAAGUACGCUCCAAACUCAAAGCAGACCAAACUGAUAAUACAGUAAAAUAACUCAGACUGUGAUUUUUGAACGGAACAAAGUUUUAGACUAUUUUAAAGAAGGAGAAUGUUUUGUUUUGUUUGUUUGUUGAUUUCUUUUAUUAGUUACCAAUUAAAUUUGUUACCUUGUAUGUACUUAUAUAUACAAAAAGAACAAGGAGCUGGAUUCUCGAAUUUUGGAAAAGCUUAACAUAAUUUCGCAUUUUGUGCCACGACGAUCAUUCUUAAUCUCGUUUCCGAUUUAACAACUAUAAGGAAUUGGUGCUACGCUAGAAAGAAUCGAUCGCAAAAUUCCUUUCGAAGGUACAAUUUCAUUAAUUUAGCAACAAAUCAGUUUUCAUCGAUAUUUUAGUUUUCUUUCGGUUUGGUUUAGUUUUCGAAUUUUAACGCUAAAGCAAUAGCAAUAUUAGAAGGGAAAGUGGGAAAGGGAAAUAUUAAGAUUCAAUAAGAUUACUAGUUACUUGUGGCUGGCUUUAAGAUUUACCUACAAAUACUGAAAUAUUACGAAAAGUAUUCGUCUAAAUAUAUACUCUUUAGAAAGGAACACUUGGCAUAACUUGGAUUCUCGAUUUGGGACUCUGUUUAGUAAUAUUUAGUUUUUGAAUUUUCAAUAACAGUUGAGUAAGCUAUAGGAUUGGCCACCAUAUCUGUGCGAGUCCCGAUUCUUGUACUCCUGUAAGGUGGUUCUCAUGCAAGCCUAACGAUUGAGUACACUAUUUCGCGCAAUUGCCGUAAUUCUGAUUAUUGUUAGAGCUGGGAACUUAACUUACCCAUAACACUCUGGUUAAUUUUCCUAAAUUCUGCUGGUGAGGCAAUACAAAAUAUGUAAUUGGCAUAAUUGUCGGACGAAUUGCCUACGACAUAUAGUACAUAUGUAGGUGCCUAUAAGAGCAUGUCCAAAAACUAUCUCACUUUGGUGUUUCGCUAUAACUCUACUUGAUUUCUCAUUUUAGGUACUAGCCAGGCUGCCGAUUGUGGUUCGAGGAAAGCGCAUUUGUCGUUUAUCUAAAUUUCAUUCCGUUCUUAAUUUUUGGUAUUUGGUUUUUGGGUAUUCAUUUUAAUAUUUUGUUUUCGGUUUGGUUUUUAGUUUUAAAUCAAUCCCUGAGUGCAUUUUACUUUGCAUUUAAUUGCGUAGUUGCUAAAUCAACUGCUGGUGUUGGCUGUGGCUGUCUUUUGGCUCUUCAACUGUUGGUGCGCAGUGGUUUGAGUGUGGCUCUGGUUUUUGAUUACUGCCAGCGAGUGCCAUAAUUGAAUCGACUAAUUACAAUACCUAUAUAUUUCACAAUUACAAAUAUAUAGUACGUAUAGCAGUGGCGUGCUAUUGGCUUUGAUUCUGGGGCUUUUUUUCUUUUUUUUUGAGCGCAAACGGUGCAUGGAAGAUAAAGGGACGUGUCUCGAGUUGGAAAUCUCCAGCGCAUAAACAUAUCAUAUCAAAGUUGAACAUUUAACAUUCAGUAUUCAGUAUUCAGUAUACAGUAUUCAUUACUUGUUAUUCGUUAGGUUCUUUAUUGGU